This is a messenger RNA of Topomyia yanbarensis, 1872 nucleotides long. Its product is annotated as aladin-like. The transcript has 3 exons. Gene Ontology annotation, cellular component: nuclear pore. The coding region runs from base 346 to 1782 and encodes 478 amino acids. Gene Ontology annotation, biological process: nucleocytoplasmic transport. Gene Ontology annotation, molecular function: protein binding. The record is from RefSeq and is a predicted model, not a curated record. NCBI's taxonomy places the organism in Eukaryota, Metazoa, Arthropoda, Insecta, Diptera, Culicidae.
CCAAUGAAGGACGUUCGUUGGACCAAUUUGGACAACGUACAAAUAACCGUUCAACGAAUGUCCAUCGUUGGACCCGUGUUGAACGAUUUUGAAACAAUUUUUUGGACGUCUCAAUGGGUGGUUUACAGAAAUCUAGCAGAGCGGUUUCUGCCAGAAAAUUUACUCACUGGGCCAUUUUCGAUACUUCGCAAGUCUGUGUGUAAAGCGUGUAUUUAUGGGUCUAAAUAAAAUAACCGGUACGCUGUCAAGCGCGAUUUACUAACGGAGAAAAACAAACAGGUUCUUCAGGAAAGAAUAAUUAUUAAUACAUUUUGUAUAAACGGAAAUCGGAGAUCACUUAUUGGAAUGGCUGCGUUGGACACUUUCCCGGAUCUUCCUCGUCCUGGAGAAAUAUCGGUUUGCGAGCGCAAUGGCCGCAUUUGUUCGUUACCAGCGAACGAAGUGAAUUCAUCUAGUUCUUAUAAUUUACUAUCUUAUCCGGAAAUUAAUAUUGGACGAGAACUUUUCCAUCAUGCCGCAACUCAUAUUCGUGAAGAUCGGCGAACUAUAAUGGUACCGGUCAAUGAAACACUGCUAAAGCGGAUCACUCGCACAUUUUUUGAGGAAGGACCCGUAGAGGCAUUGAAUGAAGCAGCCAACUGUGUUAACGAGCAAUAUAAUCCGCUGAUCGGCUCUUUAGCUCGGUACAUGCUGGUUUUAGUGAACAUUGGAAAUCGCAUAAAAUUUUUUCUUAAACCUCAUCUUAAAGAACAAGGUAUUGAUUCGGUCGGGAAAUUUACUCAGACCAAGGAAUGGUCCAAAAGUGCUAUACGAUGCAUAUGCUGGCAUCCGAACUGCUUCAAGAUAGCAAUAGCUGCAUCAGACGAUAGCAUUAGGGUCUACAGCGACGAACCAAGCAUUGUACCAAUUUUGAAGAGCGGUUUACAAAAAUCUGUCAGCUCACUUGCCUGGCGUCCUUUUACCUCUGGAGAGCUUGCUGUUGGUUGCCAAAGCGGUACCCUAGUGUGGAACAUUGACCCAAACAGUCUAAUUACAAGACCACUUUCACAAGCUGUGCAGCUAAGAUAUGAAAAUCAUUUCCCAGUGACGUCUAUUGAAUGGAGCCCCAAUGGUUGUUUAUUAGCAACGGCUAGUAUCAAUGAUCCAGAUAUACUUAUCUGGGAUGUGGACCAAAAUAGACAGGUACCGUUGCGUCGUGUAGGUCCACCAUGUGCUCUAUUAAAAUGGUCCCCUACUGGAUCUCGUCUAUGCUCUACGACAGUCGGCAAUGUGUUUCGCGUUUGGCAAACUAAUAAGUGGAUCCCGGAUCGUUGGACGAUAAACAACGGUACCAUUCAGUCAAUCGUGUGGUCAAGCUCUGGGUCGCAUCUGCUUUUUGUAACUACCGAAGAAUGCUUUUUAUACUGUUUGGGUUUUGUUGAGGACGAAGUAUUUACCUCAACACUGGUGCCGAAAUCAGCACUACCCGUUGCUGACCUCUCAAAGAUUAUUAUAGAUCAAGUGGAAGUGGGAGGUCGUCCCCAGGCGCUGGCUUGGUGCCCACAGAGUCAGUACUUGGCGAUCACAUUCAAAGAUACUUCGGCGAUUGCAAUCUUCAAUACUGCCAUUAACCGUACGGAAUUAAACAUAACACCGUCAUGUUUUCUCACUGGUAUUGGGAUUGAAAGCGCUUCAUGUAUUUGUUUUCAACAAAACCUCGGAAGACGUUCCAGCGAAAAAAAGAAAACUGUUUUGACUAUUGGCUGGUCUAGCGGCAGAAUACAAUAUUUUCCCUUUGUCUAGUAGCUUUCUUUCACAAGAAAUGUAUUAUUUCAUGUUUGAUUUUUUUUUCUUGUAAUAAAAUAUGUAUCUUAUCACAAAUAUGCAGCUGGG